Molecule: messenger RNA, 1279 nt
Organism: Umbelopsis ramanniana AG
Lineage: Eukaryota; Fungi; Mucoromycota; Umbelopsidomycetes; Umbelopsidales; Umbelopsidaceae
Exons: 4
Coding region: 251-1189 (312 amino acids)
Biological process (GO): purine nucleobase biosynthetic process
Cellular component (GO): cytosol
Molecular function (GO): methylenetetrahydrofolate dehydrogenase (NADP+) activity; methylenetetrahydrofolate dehydrogenase (NAD+) activity
Source: RefSeq, a predicted model, not a curated record
GGUUCGGUUGGAAUAAAAAAUGAGCCGGAAAAGGAUGGGAUAGCCUAGAAUGUCUUGAUGAACCGUAGCAAAGUGAUAUUCGUACGCUUGAAAACCUAGAGUCACGUUUUAAGCUUUGGGCAAAGUACCGAUCAUGCCGCGAGCUUCUGCAGUGAUGUGACUGUUCAUCUUGAUCAACCCUGCAAACUAAUUUUUUUUUUUUGAGUCGGUUGUAAUAUUCAAAACUUCAACUCGUCAUUCCCCACACACAAUGUCUGCUCCGGUAGCAUCUUGUAAGACCGUUUUGGCUUCAAAGGUCUCGGCUUCCUUCCGUGAUCAAAUUAAGAAGGAUAUCAAAGAACGUGCUAUCCGACCCAAGUUGGUAGGAUUUCUCGCAAAUGAGGACCCAGCUGCCAUCAAGUAUGCUGAGUGGACAGCCAAAACGUGCGCAGAAACUGGCGUUGAAUUCGAACUUCGCAAGGUUGAUAAGCAAGAUCUUGAACAGAAGAUCGAUGAGGCUAAUGAAGACAAGGCUGUCAAUGGCAUUAUGGUCUAUUACCCCGUGUUCGGAGGAAAGCAGGACCAAUAUUUGCAAAACUGCGUUAGCAUUUACAAGGACGUAGAAGGAUUGACCUUCAAGUAUAUCUACAACGUAUAUCACAAUAUCCGAUUUUUGGAUUCUGAAGAAACCACCAAAUGCAUCAUUCCUUGUACCCCUCUUGCAGUUGUAAAGAUCAUGGAAUUCAUCGGUGUAUACAACGCUGUACUUCCUUAUGGUAACCGUUUGUACGGACGCACCAUCACUGUCAUCAACCGAAGUGAAAUUGUCGGCAGACCUUUGGCUGCUAUGUUGGCCAAUGAUGGUGCAAAGGUCUACUCAGUCGAUAUCACUGGUAUUCAAACCUUUACCCGCGGCACUGGCAUCCAGCUUCAAGCCCACAAGGUUGAAGACACUGAAUUGACUUUGGAGCAAGUCGUGCCACAAUCCGACGUGGUUAUUACUGGCGUUCCUGUCGCCAGCUACAAGCUUCCCUCCAAGCUUCUCAAGGAUGGUGUGAUUGCCAUCAACUUUUCAUCCUUUGCCAACUUUGAGGAUGAUGUGAAGCAGCAUGCUUCGAUUUUUGUUCCUUCCGUCGGUAAGGUGACGGUUGCUAUGCUGGAGAGAAACUUGUUGCGCCUUCACGAUUAUCAACAACGUGAAGCCAAAUAGAAAAAUGGACCCUACCAUUUUGUAAACAUGUCUUAGAUUUCAACAUUUGCCUUUUUGUAACGAUGCGAUCCCUUCCAGCUCAGCAUGUUC